CCCGUCUGAAGUUUGCCAAAGCUGGAGGAGCGGCAUUGAUCCACAUCUUUGACCUUCUCGCUGCAGGUAAACCUUAGAAUGUAUAUCGUGUCUUUAAGGAUGUUAAUCGCCGCGGGUGACUCUUAUUGAACGUUUGAAAGCUGGAAGAUCUUCACCGUGAAUAACAAACUAAAGGCUGCAACGUUGCACGCUAGAAUUUGAGGAAGGAAGUUGUUGCAACACGAUAAAUCAGAAAUCAGGAAACAUUUAUUGCCAUGACAUGUCAGACAUACGGAAUAAUAAUAACAUAAGGCCACUUUAUCUAACCGUCGUUCCCUUUUAGGGAGUCGGUUGUUGAAAAUAAAUUAAUCACUCAAACGGGAAAUGCAUCGUGGGAGGAGUUUCACAAACAAGAAUCCCUUAGGUUUCGUUUCUUGGGUGGAGUCGCAGCAUUUUGCAGAGCAAAAGGAGUUUUACGCCCGCUGGAGGAGCGGCAUUGAUCCACAUCUUUGACCUUCUCGCUGCAGCCAGCGCAUGUCCAGGCCCGUCUGAAGUUUGCCAAUGAAGAUCCGGAUGAUCCAGAGGAGGUGUGGGAGAAGGUCAUGUGGUCUGAGGAGACGAAAAUAGAGCUUUUUUUUGGGCCUAAAGAGUACAACCCCAAGAACAUCAUCCCAACCGUGAAGCAUGGAGGUGGCAACGUCAUUCUUUGGGGAUGCUUUUCUGCAAAGGGGCAGACUGCACCGUAUUGAGGGGAGGAUGGACGGGUCCAUGUAUCGCGAGAUCUCUGCCAACAACUUCCUUCCCUCAGUAAGCGAAUUGAAGAUGGGUCAUGGCUCGGUCUUCCAACAUGACAACGAGCCAAAACACACAGCCAGGGCAACUAAGGAGUGGCUCCGUAAGAAGCCUCUCAUGGUCCUGGAGUGGCCGAGCCCGUCUCCAGACCUGAACCCUGUAGAAAAUCUUAUCUGUAUGGAGGAAAUCCCUUCUGCAGUGUGCAAACCUGGUCAAGAACCACAGGACAUGAUGUUUAAUUGCAAACAGGUUUCUGUACAAAAUAUUAAGUUAUGCUUUUCUGAUGUAUCAAAUACUUAUGUCAUGCAAUACACUGAUAUAUGUUUUUUAAAUCAUGUGAUUUUCUGGAUUUGGUUUUAGUCAGAGUACCAAUGAUACAAAUUGCAGACUCUUAAAUGCUUUGUAAGUGGGGCAGUUCAAUACUAUGCGGCGCAAGAUUUCAUAUUUAAAUGUUGUAGUGGUUUCCUAUAAUAAGACUGUGGUUUCCAGACUGUUCGUCUUUGCCACUUUAUCAAACCGUCGUUCCCUUUUAGGGAGUCUGUUAACCAACGCGACGCAGACCAAAGUCCGUUUUGUUUUCUUUCCAGAGGGUCUGUUGAAAAUAAAUGAAUCCCUCAAACAGGAAAUGCAUCGUGGGAGGAGUUUCACAUACAAUCCCUUAGGUUUCGUUUCUUGGGUGGAGUCGCAGCAUUUUGCAGAGCAAAAGGAGUUUUACGCCCGCUGGAGGAGCGGCAUUGAUCCACAUCUUUGACCUUCUCGCUGCAGUUUCCGUUCGUCGUCAUGAAUGAUUUUGUUCGGGAUAAAUUAACUGAAUGGGGUCUCCUCGAGUGGAUAGAAACAUUUGAAGAAGAAGGCGUUGAUGAAGAAAGUUUUUACUCUCUGGAGGAUCAAGAAAUUGCCGAAUUGAUCCCAAAAGUCGGACCACGAUCAAGAUUCAAGAAGAGACUGAAGUUGUUGAAGAAGGAGCAAAACACAGCAAAUCCAGAUACAGCUGAUGCGCCUGCUCAAGUCAUUCCGUCCCCCAGUGGAACAAGUAAUGAAGGAAAGAGAAAGUCUGAUCUCCAGGGCGAGUCCAAUCAACAGCAAUCACCGACUAAAAAAAAACGCCUUGCCAAAGGACCAGGAGCCUACUCAGAAGAAAUCAUACAGGCAGAUGUGGAAAACAUAAUGAGAUGUGUCCUAAAGAAAAUACCUGACCAAGGAAACAACCUGAACGACUUCCUGAGGAGAAAAAUCCAUGAUUUGAAGACUGACAAGAGGGAGGUGGUUGGUGUCUUUGGCCAAACCGGAGCUGGAAAGAGCUCUUUGAUAAAUGCUGUCAUUGGAUUGAAGAAGUUCUUGCCCUCUGGAAGCAUCAGUGCAUGUACAUCAGUCUCGAUUAAAGUGGAGGCUAACAUGCAGAACUCAAACUACGAGGCGAUCAUUGAGUUUAUUACAAAAGAGGAGUGGAGAGAUGAGUUGUGGUUCUCAAUAAACUUUCGGUUGGAAGAUGAGGAAGAUGACUCAGAAUAUAGGGACAUUGAUGAAAAGCUGUCAGCGCUGUAUGGAGAAGACUGGAAAGAAAAAUCUGACCUCAUGGAUGCCAAAUAUUUCAAAGAGAUCCCCGAAUUUCUCCUUUCCAAGGAGAAGAUUUUGACAACUGAUAAAGCCAAAGACUUACCUGAAAAAUUAAUCAGAUACACAAGAACCAAACAAGAUAACGCAGAAGAUAAAGGCACAAAGAGGUGGUAUUGGCCGCUAGUGAAGUGUGUGACCAUCAAGGUGCCAAACGCUGAUCUUCUUAAGCAUGUCACACUCGUGGAUCUUCCUGGAAGUGGGGACAGUAACAAGAGCAGAGACAAGAUUUGGAAAACGGUCGUUGGAAGUUGUUCCACUAUCUGGAUCGUGGCUGACAUUAAUCGAGCAGCAUCAGACAAAGAAGCCUGGGAUAUCCUGAAAGAUGCCUGCAGCUACAUGGGAAAUGGUGGCCAGUGUAAUCAGAUUCACUUCAUCUGCACCAAAUCUGAUCCUCAUUCAGAUGCAGACGAUACUUCAAAAGCUGGUAUUCGUGAUUUCAUCUUAAAAAGAAACCAGCAAGCCAAAGCCAAAGUGAAACAGGAAUUUAACCAACUAAAUGAGGUUAAGAAACACUUCAGUAAUGAAAGUUUCGAACACAGUUUCAAGAUCUUCACAGUGAGCUCCGUAGAGUUUCUGAACCCGAAACAUCUAAAUAAAGAACAAACUGAAAUACCCAAACUUCAGGAGUUCCUGCAGGAGCUCAAUGACUGUCACCGAGAGACGUUGAACUACGUGUCCGGAGCCCGCGGGAUUCUCUCUCUGAUUCAAGGGGCCAGCCACAGAGGAGGGUCUGAGAUAAAGAAAGAUGUGUGCACAAUCCUUGAAGAAAAGAUGACAGAUGAACUUGAAAAAGUUCAUAAACAAAUGGAAGAAACUUACCAGGCUUUUGAAAAGUGCCUCAGUGCGGGAGUUGAAAAAUCUGAAAGUCACUGUGAAAGAGCCUUGGAGUCGGUGAUAAAUCCUAGAAAACCAGGAGGUGGUUUCCACAAGACAUUGCGGUGUUUAGUCGAGCACAAUGGCAUCCAAAACGCAGGAAGAAAAAAAAAUAAAAAAAAGAAGAAACAAAUAAACCUGAACAUGGCGUUAUCUUCAUACCUGACUGAGAGCAUCGAUGAGAAAUUCAAGGAGACCUUCCCAAAUGAAGUAAAUUGUGGACCAUUCAACGGAAAACUCAAUUCGUUUUCACUUGACACAAAGAGGAUGAAAAUGAAUCCAGAGUACAAAGAUGUGGAACUUCAACUGGAGUUUCUCAAUGCAGAGGAAAUUAAGAUGAAGAAGAAACUCGUCAAAAUCAUCCGCGAACGUAAGAAAACGAUCUACAGCAGUCUGAUGACAACAGUUGAGGAAUCAAUGCAGAAAUGCUAUGACGAUGCAAAAGGAAUUCGAGGAAAACACUCGCUGAAUAACAUGAGAGAAACGAUGAGGAAGCACGUUCAUGAUUCAAAAAACAUCAUGUUUAAGAAUGCUAGAAAGGUCAUGUUGAACCAGCUGAGAGAGUUAAGGGACGACAUCCUGAAGGACCUGAAAGAGACGAUGCAGGAAUCAAUCGAGCUGUCGCUCAAGACAGACGGUUACUCAAUCCCAGAUGUUGCAGAGGAGCUUAAUAUGGUGAAGAACCACUAUAAAGGACUGAAGGGAAGCGCAGAAGACGACCAGUAGUUUGUUCGUCCGCCAAGCUGAUGAGCAGCUGAUGAGCAGCUGAAGAGCCCGAACCCCUGGAGACGUGAGGCCUCUGGAUUUGGUCUCAACCAUUUUCAUCAACUCAUCCUAUUACAAUUCUCUUUGAUGUGUACUUUGAAUUAGCUUGUGGUAAUACAUAUUCAUAGCGAUUUGAGAUAUUAUAUGUUCAUGUGGCCUUUUAGUUUUUAAAUGAUUAAAGUUUGGACUUUGACAGAAGCUGUGUGUGGGGGGGGGGGAGCAGGAUGUCACAUUAUGGUUUAAGACUACAGCUCUCAGCCACCUAUGAUUACCAGUUUAAUGAUUUACUUUUUUCUUCUUGACUAUAUAUCUCUAAUACAUAUGUUUUAUGUCCAAUUUUUAAUUGUAGUUUAGCAGUUGGUAUUGAAAUUAAAAUGAUUUCAUGGGUGUUUAACAUAAAUCCUGAACAUUGGUCUGUGUGUACUGUGUGUUGAGCGUGGCAACAUUUUUAGGCUUUUUAAAGAUUUUUUUCUUUCAUUUUCAAAGAUAAAACUUGAUUGCUGCAAAAUAAUGUUUAAAUGUGUUAAUUGAUGUAUCAAAAAUUGGAUGGAACUAGAUGAUUGUAAUCAACCAACAAGCAUAUCUGGUUUCUUAUUAUUUAGUGAAUAAUUGUUUUGUCUUAAUAUACAUUCUACGUGCAUUGAUAGUAUUUUGCACGGUAAACUCUCAAAUAAAGUUAAUUUUCAAAGUGUCA
Messenger RNA from Gasterosteus aculeatus aculeatus (three-spined stickleback), 4720 nucleotides. Lineage: Eukaryota; Metazoa; Chordata; Actinopteri; Perciformes; Gasterosteidae. The record is from RefSeq and is a predicted model, not a curated record.